Molecule: messenger RNA, 2323 nt
Organism: Rhodamnia argentea
Lineage: Eukaryota; Viridiplantae; Streptophyta; Magnoliopsida; Myrtales; Myrtaceae
Product: glucose-1-phosphate adenylyltransferase large subunit 1
Exons: 15
Coding region: 404-1987 (527 amino acids)
Biological process (GO): glycogen biosynthetic process
Molecular function (GO): glucose-1-phosphate adenylyltransferase activity
Source: RefSeq, a predicted model, not a curated record
UACCCAUCUCAUCAAUGGCGUUUUCCAGCGAGACGCUCCGAGCAGAACUUGAAAUUGUUAUAUAAAGACCGGGCAUAGACCCCGGCGUUUCCCGUGAGGGAGCUCACAUUCACCGGCCAUUUGAAAAGCAAAAGCCACCGUCUUCCACGUUACUCACGCGCCUUUCCCUCCCCUCCAACCUCCGCUCCGUUCGCUCUCUCCACCACCUUUCUUUAUCCGAGUUCUCGAUCUUUCUUGAUCGCUCGUUUGAAGUCGCAAAACAUCGAGGCUUCAAGUUCGGAGCUUGCUUUUUGGUACGUAAUCAUCUCUGCAUCUCUACUUCAAGAUUCGUAGUCUCUGGGCGCUUGAAUGCUUCGUCGCCACCUUUCUUUCUGAUUCCUCGAUAUGGUGAGAGGCGACGGCAAUGGAUUCUUGCCGUGUGGCCCUCAAGGCCAACACUCUUUUGGCUCAAUCGAACAAGAGCUGUCCGAAGAAUGCAGAUGAUGGAUUCUGGGGUGAGAGAAUCAGAGGGAGCCUGAAUAACAGUGUUUGGGUUAAUGAGGUUGCUAGAAAUCUGACAGUUGAAAGAAAGUCCAAGAAGGUGAAACCCGGUGCGGCUUUUGCUGUUAUUACAUCGAACAGUGCCACCGAGACCUUGCCUAUUAUAUCUCCGGUGUUUCUUAGACCAAAAGCAGACCCGAAGAAUGUGGCCGCCAUUAUAUUGGGGGGAGGUGCAGGGACCCAACUCUUCCCUCUUACCAGAAGAACAGCCACGCCCGCUGUUCCGGUUGGUGGAUGCUACAGACUGAUAGAUAUCCCAAUGAGCAACUGCAUUAACAGUGGCAUAAACAAGAUUUUUGUGCUGACCCAGUUCAACUCUACUUCUCUUAAUCGUCAUCUGGCGCGCACUUACUUCGGAAAUGGAAUCAAUUUUGGGGACGGGUUUGUUGAGGUUCUGGCUGCUACUCAAACUCCUGGAGAAACAGGAAAGAAGUGGUUUGAAGGAACAGCGGAUGCCGUGAGGAAAUUCAUUUGGGUGUUUGAGGAUGCCAAAAACAGAAAUGUUGAGAAUGUACUAAUUUUGGCGGGGGAUCAUCUUUACCGUAUGGACUAUAUGGAUUUUGUGCAGAAUCAUAUCGAGAGAAACUCUAAGAUAUCUGUUGCGUGUACUCCUGUGGGGGAAAGCCGGGCAUCUGAUUAUGGAUUGGUGAAGAUAGACAGCAGAGGCCAAAUUGUCCAAUUUUCUGAAAAGCCUAAGGGUCCUGAUCUGGCCGCUAUGCAAGUAGAUACCAGCGUGCUAGGGUUGUCUCCGCAAGAAGCUGCAAGAUCUCCAUUUAUUGCAUCAAUGGGAGUUUAUGUCUUCAAGACGGAGACUUUACUAAAUCUUCUGAAGUGGAGGUAUCCUACAGCCAAUGACUUUGGAUCUGAAAUCAUUCCCGCAGCUGUGAUGGAGCAUAACGUCCAGGCUUAUAUUUUCCGUGAUUACUGGGAGGACAUAGGGACUAUCAAGUCCUUCUAUGAUGCUAAUAUGGCUCUCACAGAAGAGGUUCCGAAAUUUGAAUUUUAUGAUCCGAAGACGCCUUUCUUCACGUCCCCUCGCUUUCUUCCACCGACCAAGAUAGACAACUGCAAGAUUAAGGAUGCAAUAAUUUCCCAUGGUUGCUUUUUGAGAGAGUGCAGCGUCGAACACUCCAUAGUGGGUGAACGCUCACGCCUCGAUUCUGGAGUUGAUCUGAAGGACACAGUGAUGAUGGGUGCGGACUCUUACCAAACAGAAUCCGAAAUAGCUUCUCUGCUAGCGGAGGGGAAGGUGCCUAUCGGGAUAGGGAAGAACACAAAGAUCAGGAACUGCAUAAUAGACAAGAACGCGAAGAUUGGGAAAGAUGUGGCCAUUGUAAACAAAGAUGGCGUUGAAGAAGCGGAUCGGCCAGAGGAUGGAUUUUACAUACGCUCGGGAAUAACCGUGAUACUGGAGAAGGCAACAAUAGAAGAUGGUACAGUUAUAUAAGCGGAUGGAUUUUGAGUUAAUCUUCAGAUGUUUCCGAGAUGGAAAAUACCACGAGAAGAGAUCUAGGCACGGAGAUCGAACAGGUUAUACAGAGUUUUUAGGCAGUUUUCACCCCGGAGAGUUGUGAGCUCCUUUCUGCUGUAUGUACAAAGUUACGUAUCCCUAGUCUUCUCCACAGUAUCAUAGGACAAGCCUACUACAGUUUAAACAUGAGCUCAUGUCCUACAAUAUAACUGCUGCUGAUUUUGUAAAUGAGGUGAUCGGCGAGAUAUGGAGAAACUUGCUGGUUGUAUCGAACUUUCGACUAGUGAAAUAAAUGGGCUGUUGUUAAACAAA